Molecule: messenger RNA, 2702 nt
Organism: Neodiprion virginianus
Lineage: Eukaryota; Metazoa; Arthropoda; Insecta; Hymenoptera; Diprionidae
Gene: Rap2l
Product: ras-related protein Rap-2a
Exons: 2
Coding region: 695-1240 (181 amino acids)
Biological process (GO): negative regulation of cell migration; Rap protein signal transduction
Cellular component (GO): plasma membrane
Molecular function (GO): GTP binding; GTPase activity; GDP binding
Source: RefSeq, a predicted model, not a curated record
CGUCUAUACUUCGUCUGAUCGUGAAAUAGACAGUCGAAAUUACCGCAUUGAAAGGAAUCGAGACGGAUUUCUUCAGUGAUCUCGUGUCGUUCGUAUUUGUUCCGGAACAGGUGAAAAGCAAUGUGAAAUUCACCUGUACGCCUGAUUGGCUGUCCAAAAGUUUUUGGCGAAUCAGCAGCUCGUAAGGUGGUAUUCACAUUGAUAUAUACCAGAACGAACAGAUGGCGUCACCGUUCCAAAUCUCCUGUUCCCUGGGCACCCGUGUUGAGAGAGAAAAUGGCGGCGCGCAGAGCCGAAGCAGUAGCAGCAGCGAGAGUGACGAGUAGCGAUAUCGGUAGGGAAUAGAAGUGAAGUUUAGUGAAGUGAAGUGAGCGACGGAUCAGGGCCGCGGCCGAUCGGGCAGACACUCGGACAGACGGACAGGCAGACAGGCGAGGAAGUGAGUGCGCGUAUUAUUAUGUCUCCCGUGUCCGAGUCCUCGGAACGGUUCCCUUUGUGUGAAUCAGUGUAAAACAAGGCGCGAGACCCCGAAGAGAGGCUCGAUGCACGAGACACGUACAAAAUCGUGUGCGGGUUUAAGCAGCGUCGAAGCAGCGAGGACUUGCUAGCCCUUGUCGGAGGGUGUUAACCGGGGCACGGGUGCGGUGUUAAGCGGAGCGAAUAAGGCCGCAAGCAGCAGUGUUUUGUUUCAAAUAUGCGGGAAUUCAAGGUAGUCGUCCUCGGCUCGGGCGGGGUGGGAAAAAGCGCGUUGACGGUGCAAUUCGUCUCGGGCCUCUUCAUGGAGAAGUACGACCCGACUAUCGAGGACUUUUACAGAAAGGAGAUCGAGGUUGACAACUCACCCUGUGUCCUCGAGAUCCUUGACACCGCUGGCACCGAGCAGUUCGCCAGCAUGCGCGACCUCUACAUAAAGAACGGCCAGGGUUUCGUCGUCGUCUACAGCCUAACCAACCACCAGACCUUCCAGGACAUCAAAGCGAUGAAGGAGCUCAUCACUCGCGUCAAGGGCACAGAACGAGUGCCGGUCCUCCUGGUCGCCAACAAACUCGACCUUGAACAUCAGCGCGAAGUCCCAACGACUGAGGGCAACGGCUUGGCCCAGUUGUGGGAAUGUCCCUUUGUCGAGGCCUCCGCCAAGAAUCGGACCAAUGUCAACGAGAUGUUCGCAGAGAUCGUCCGGCAGAUGAACUUCAGCCCUGAGAAGGAGCAGAAGAGAUACUGUUGCUGUGCGAUCCUCUAAUACUUAAUCAAAACCUUGGCCGAGCAGACUGAACGACGAUAGGUAGAUAGUUUUAGGUAAUACACACACAUAUAUAUGUUUAAGGUAUAACUACCGAGACUCGGCCGAGUAGUUUCGAGCUGUGAAUUAAUAUGAUGAAAAUUAAUAUGGAUCAAGUGAUGAUGUUGUCUAUUAACAAUUUAUAACAGUAAUAAUAAUAAUAAUAACUACAAUAAUUAUUCCCAUUUAUAUAAACUCAGUGACGCCGAUGGUUGCAUAUUUCUAUCCGCAGUUGCAAGAAGAAGAGAUCGAAGUCGACAAUGAAGGAAGGCAUUUCAUAUAGUGAAACUAAUUGUAAACAGAUAUUUUAAUACACCUAUGAUAAUAGUAUUAUUAUAUGGGCAUGUGAACAGAGCACGGCAAACUGUUACCGAAUGCGUAUUUUCGAUAAGAAAAUAUAGAGAUUGUGUCUAGAAUUUUAUUCAACGGGCAAAUCGAUAAAAUUUGAAAUAUGUGAUCAAGUGAUGCAAAGGUGCUAAGUUUUGUGGGUCUAAUGGGGAAAUUUUUCAAAACAGAUAAAACCUAAUUGGAGAAGAAAUACCAAACCAAAAACGGUAUUGAACCCAUUCUUCAAUUGAUAAUACGUAUUUUGUAGUGGUUUUCAACUAUGUGCAGCAGCAGCAAUAGCAAUAGCAACAGCAGCAGCCUUUCAACCAGUCGAUAACUAACGUUAAAGAAAAUACAGUGCAUCCAUUUUUUUGGUAAUUUUAAACAUGGAUUACAAAACUAUGUUUCUAAUUGUAACUCGUUUUCAAUAUUUGUGUUUAGAAGACUUACCUAUGUGGAGAAUUCCAUGUGUGCAAAUUCUGAUGUUAAAAUUUUUUUACCUAUGUCUUUUGGCCGGUGAGUUGCAGAUACGUGUUCGUGUUCCACGAACCCAUAUUUUCAAUACCGAACCUAUUUUUCUACCAUGUUGAAAGUAACUUGAAAAUUUUUGCUAAACUAGACUGUCAAGUAUCGCAAUGAAACAUUGUUUCACCAAAGUAAUUUCAUCAUCUUGCAAUUGACAAAGUAAGUACGUAUCUGCUACCAACACACUCUGUCGUUUUAUAUGUAUAUGUAAUAUUCUUGUAAUAUAUAGCAGAAAUAUAGGGAGGCAAACGAAAGACAAAUAAACCCGUUGUAGUUGUAACAGCUUCGAUGCUACAUUUUGCCAUAUUAAUCAUGCCGUCAAGAAUGAGGCCAAUAAUAUGCGACAAGGACAUAUUUAGUAGAAAAAGGGUAGACGAAAAUCUUGACUGCCCAAUGUUUAUCAUUACGUACCAACAGAACCCUGAGAUCCAGUAGACAUUGCACGCUUUCUGCUCAAUUAAAAGAAGUAACAUAUGUAAAGGAAACAAAGUUCGACACCGCUCUGUAUUCGUACAUGUUGCAAAUUAGGUGCUGAAUUACCUGGGGAAAGGUUGGGGGGGGGGGGGGGGGG